This is a messenger RNA of Mesorhabditis spiculigera, 438 nucleotides long. NCBI's taxonomy places the organism in Eukaryota, Metazoa, Nematoda, Chromadorea, Rhabditida, Rhabditidae. The record is from the annotation of a GenBank genome assembly.
AUGGAAAGGGCUACGGUCGAGCAAUUCCUGGCGACGCUCACCAACUCCGAGACGCUACUAAUGCCGGGCGGAUACCAUCAUAAUUGCGCUGCCAAACAACCCAGUUCAUACUUCUCGCGGCUGACACGCUGGGGCGGCGGAAAGUGUGAAACCGGGAAAUGGCGGCACGGGAUCUGCAUUUGGGGAAUCGAGGAUUUGCCGUGGCUUAGAAACAUCUCCAGCCGCUGGUUGAUGAUCAACAAGUUUAUUCCUGAUUUUGACUUUCUGAGCAUUCACUGUCUAUCAGAGAGUAUCUACAAUAGGACACACAUGGGACCCGAUUUCGUGGAUCUGGAACGUCUGGGAAAGCAUUCCAUGGUUUACUACAACGAUGUGGUGAAGAAAAAGCCCGGGUUUAAUGCGGCCACAUUUACGUGUAAUAUUACGUUCCCACAGCCA